AUGGUACGGCCCUGUCUGUGUUUUCCGGAGGGGCAGACUCAGCAUGUGGAUUGCGAGGUCAGCGGCAAGAAGGCCGAGCUCAUCUUGCGCCUUUCAGAUCCAGAGGUGCAAGCGCAGGCUCGGGCGCGGCGCCCUCGGCCUCCGCCGUUUGUGGUGCGUGGGCUGGGUCUCGAAAGUGGUGGAAAGACGGCAAAGGGCAGCAUGCAGCUGACGCUUGAGACGCUUAAACAUGUCAUCGUCUCCCUCGAAGAGCAAGACGAGCUGGCAGAAGGAGGCCCUUCAGCAUUGCGGAGUCUCUUGGAGUGGCGGCGCAAUGAAGCGCGACUGGGCUUUUUGCGGCCUCUUUUGAAGAGUUGCCGAAAGCGCUCAGCCGGGUGGCGGGUGCAUCCUCAGCUGAACUUGAACACCGUCACUGGCCGGCUCUCCAGUCGGAAUCCGAACGUGCAGGGUGAGCCUGUGAAGCAUUCGAUCAGGUCGGUGGUUGCUGCACAGGCGGGUAGGCGGCUGCUGGUGGCAGACUAUGCCCAACUGGAGUUGCGCCUGGUAGCACAUCUCACAGACUGCAAAUCCAUGAUCAGCCUUCUAAGUCAGGGCGGCGACAUUCACUCCCGCACCGCGUACCGCAUGUUCGAGGAGGUCCGGCAGGCUGUGGACGCUGGCGAGGUGGCGCUGGACGAAUUGGACGACGGUGAGGGAAGUGAAGGAGUGCCCUUGGUCAAGGAAGUCUUCUCGGAGCUACGGAGACGUUCCAAGACCUUGAAUUUUUCCUUGCUCUAUGGGAAGACAGCCUUCUCCCUGGCCAACGACUGGGGCCUGACGCAGGAUGAGGCUCAGGCAGUGAUCGACCGCUGGUUCGCAGCCUUCCCAGAGAUCUCAACCUGGAUGAAUGUGCAGCACAGCGCUGCAAACAGCGCAGCAAGCGAUGGGUCGGGCGACAGGGCGGUUGCCACACUGCUGGGACGUCAACGGGUUCUACGGAAGACGACGAGCUUCAGAGAGAGGAGCCGCAUGAGGCGGGUGGCGGGCAACACGCCCGUGCAGGGCUCGGCUGCAGAUUUGGUGCUCAGCGCUAUGCUCGCGGUGGAGCGCAGCGAGCUCCUCAGACAGCUCGGCUACCAGCUUAUCCUCCAGAUCCAUGAUGAGGUCAUCUUGGAGGGUCCUGAGGAGCACGCUGAGGAAGCCCUCGCUGAGCUGGUCAGGCUGCUGGAAGACCCCUUCCCCUUCAAGCUCAAGGUGCCGCUGACAGUAGACGCCUGCCGCGGAAAUUCCUCAGCCAUGAAACUCACUUCCAAAGAAAACUUCUCUUCCCAGGGCAACGGCCUGCGAUGGCGCGAAGAGGCCUGCGUCUGGAGCGUCAGUGCUGCCGAAUACCGGCGGCUACAGGACGAGGCCUACAUCAACAAGCUUGGCAGCGGGGGGUUCCCAAAUCGCGGAUCGCUCAAUUGCAGCGUGCGAGUAGCUUUCCUGGAAGGCCCGCUGCCUUGCAAGCGCUCGCUUUGCCAUAAGGCUGCAGGCCAGGCAAACUGCACCAGGCGUUUGCUGCGCAGAGCUGAGGCCUUGCUGGCAGCCUUGGUGGAUGCCUGCUGCCUGCUCCCUUUGUGGCCACCUGAGAAAAGUUCCGCUCCUGCGAAGUGUCUUUGCUGCAAGUUUCUGGGCGUCAGGGCUGCAGCGUUCACCACAGCUUCUCUGACACUUCCCCUCCUGCUCUACGCACCCCUGCUGCUGGAAGCCUUGCGAAGGAGCCUUCACUCAUUUGCUCGCAUGCCUCACAUUGCUCGAACUGCAAAGACGAAAGACGGGCUUGGUGAGGCUCAGACGCCGCGAUUGGAUCCGCGCACGGUCCUCAGCCAUUUGGUCAUGGUUUCCACCUGCAUCGUCAUCCUUGCGGUAGACUUCGCAUCGCUGUUCCCGCGGCACCACGCGAAAACAGAGGAGUUCGGAUACGCACUAAUGGAUCUGGGGACGGGCUGCAUCAUCUUUGCCUCUGCAGUCUCAGGCUCGCGCCGUCCGCACGGUGAGAAGCGUGGCUUUUUCGUUAAACUUUGGCCAGUGAUGCUUCUGGGCGGCACGCGCGCGGCCUUUCUUUGGGGCAUUGAUUAUCAUGUGCACGUCUCCGAAUAUGGUGUACAUUGGAAUUUCUUUUUUACGAUUGCCGUGGUGGCACUCGUGUCGACAACCCUGGAGCUGCAGAAAACAGCCUUGCAAUCCGCCGUCGCGGGCUUGGCAGCGGCCAUCGCCUACCAGAUCUUUCUGAGCGCAGGUGGAGGUGAGUAUUUGCUCUAUGCCCCACGCGUCGGUCUCUUUUCUGCGAACCGUGAGGGCAUCUUGAGCUCCGCAGGCUACCUGAGCCUCCACUGGCUUGGUGUCAGCGUGGGCUGCUUGCUGAGGAAUUCACCGUCUGGGAGGGUGGUGCUGCAGCUGUUGGCGCUCUCGGCACUGAGUGGUGUGGCCACGUUCAUCAUGAGCACGGCCGGCCUGGAGGUGUCGCGUCGCAUGUGCAACCUGCCCUAUAUUUUGUACACCUUUUCCAUAAACACGUGGGUGUUGGCUUUGCUGGGGCUCGUGGACCUCGUCUCAGUCCUCCCGAGGCCGCCCAUCUCCCUUACUCUGGCAGGGGUCUCAGAGUCGUUGCUCGUUGUGUUUCUGCUUGCAAACCUUCUCACGGGGGCCAUCAACCUGGCCCUGCAGCCGCUACUGCUGCCGAGGACCCCCGCCAUGCUGGUGAUGGCAACCUAUUGCGUCUCCUGGUCGGCGCCGGUGGCCUUUCUGCACGCCAAGAGCUUUCGACUGAAAUUCUGGUGA
Messenger RNA from Symbiodinium pilosum, 2802 nucleotides. NCBI's taxonomy places the organism in Eukaryota, Dinophyceae, Suessiales, Symbiodiniaceae. The record is from the annotation of a GenBank genome assembly.